This is a messenger RNA of Plasmopara halstedii, 2973 nucleotides long. Its product is annotated as coatomer subunit. Gene Ontology annotation, biological process: intracellular protein transport; endoplasmic reticulum to Golgi vesicle-mediated transport; intra-Golgi vesicle-mediated transport. Bases 1 to 2973 code for a protein of 990 amino acids. NCBI's taxonomy places the organism in Eukaryota, Oomycota, Peronosporomycetes, Peronosporales, Peronosporaceae. Gene Ontology annotation, cellular component: COPI vesicle coat; cytoplasm. The transcript has a single exon. Gene Ontology annotation, molecular function: structural molecule activity. The record is from RefSeq and is a predicted model, not a curated record.
AUGGCGGGCGUGACGAAUGAGCGCUACUGCACAGUAUUGCUACAGCAGGUGACUAAUGAAAAGGCGAUUCCUCCUUCACAAGAUGAGAUUCUGAAGGGUCUUGAGUCGCCGAAAGUGGAGCUCAAAAUUCAGGCCGUAAAGAGCGCCAUCCUCGCGCUCCUACAGGGAGAGAAACUGCCAAAGGUGCUUAUGCACAUCAUUCGCUUUUGCUCCACGCAGAGUGAUCACACGUUAAAGAAACUACUUAUGGUUUUCUGGGAGAUCGCACCAAAGUAUGAGCAGUCAGGUACGGGUGAUAAGAUCGCACCCAAGCUCCUUCCAGAGAUGAUAUUGGUGUGUAAUGCCCUACUGAAUGAUUUAAAUCAUCCAAACGAGUACAUUCGUGGCUGCAUGCUGCGCUUUCUUUGCAGAAUCAAAGAGAAAGAAAUUUUAGAGCCGCUGAAAGAUGCUGUCAAGAGCAAUUUAGAGCACCGUCACUCAUACGUGCGCAAGAAUGCUGUCAUGACAGUCUACACCAUGUACAAAACCUAUGGAGAUAUGCUGAUUCCCGAUGCUCCAGAACUUAUUGAACGGUUUAUCCUUUGCGAGACCGAUGCUGGAGCCAGACGCAAUGCUUUUCUUAUGCUUAACGAAUGUGCCCAAGACAGAGCCAUGACAUUUCUUAUGAACGCUAUGGAUCAGGUCCCGAAGUUUGGAGAUGGAUUCUCGCUCGUGAUCCUUGAGAUGACGCGUAAAGUUUGUCGCCAGGACCCUGCCCAGAAAGCACGUUUCGUUCGCUGUGUCUUUCAGCUACUCAACUCAUCAUCCCCAGCUGUUAGCUAUGAGGCGGCUUGGACUCUUGUCACAUUGUCGGCUGCUCCCACAGCAGUGCGUGCGGCUGCAAAAACGUACAGUGGACUGCUUAAUUCACAGAGCGAUAAUAAUGUGAAGCUUAUUGUGCUGGAUCGACUUGCGGAUUUGAAGAAAUACCAUACAAAAGUAUUGCAGGAAAUUCUUAUGGAUAUUAUGCGCGCGCUCAGCUCGCCAAAUCUAGAUAUUUGCAGAAAAGUACUGGAUAUUGCUAUGGAUCUUGUUUCAGUACGUAACAUCGAUGAAGUUGUGACUCAUUUGAAGCGGGAGGUAGUUAAGACUCAAGACAAGACGCGCGAAAAAGCUGGUGAGUACCGCCACUUACUCAUUAAAGCUAUUCAUGCUUGCGCUGUCAAGUUUCCAGAAGUUGCCAAUGCUGUGGUGCAUUUGUUAAUGGAGUUUCUCAACCAGCCUGAUGGUGCUAUGGAUGUUAUUCUUUUCGUACGCGCAAUGUGCGAGAGCUACCCAGAUCUACGCGAGAGUAUCCUACAAAAACUGAUGAUUUCAUUCUCUGAGAUUUCACGGGCUAAAGUUUACCGUGUCGCCCUCUGGAUUCUUAGUGAAUAUGCAACCCUACCACCCGAAGAUGGUACGGAAAGUGACACCUCUAUAUUUGAGGCGGCAAAUACAAUAUUCACUGUUAUCGGUAGUCUUCCCUUGGCAACGGAAGCCAUGCUCAAGACGCCAACUGAAGAUACUGAAGGUCCUGAAAUCGCAGCUGGUACCGGUGCAGCGUACUCGAAGCCCGUUACUAAGAGUAUCGUGCUGGCAGAUGGCACGUAUGCCACAGAGACCUCAUAUUCUGGCCCAGCUGCAAAAUCUGCGAUAGCUGAAGAUGAGAAUGUGCCAGGUCUUCGACGAUUGUUGCUGAACGGAGACUUCUUCCUUGGCGCGGCAGUGGCUUCGACUUUAACUAAAUUGUGCCUUCGUUUAUCGAACGGCGAUCUUGCAAGCGCUACAGCCCGCGACGUUGCGAUCAAAAAGUUAGUGGUGACUUCUACUCGCUAUAUGUGCGCAAUUGUGGCUUUUGGACAGGCAAAGACAAGCAAGCACGAGAUAGAUCAAGAUUCUGCACGACGUAUUCUUAUGUGUGUGCGUGUCCUGCUUGAUCCUGCAAGCGCCCAGGCCAUGCAUACUAUCAUCACCGAGGAGUGCCGUGAUGCUUAUCGCCGACUUCUCGACACGCAAAAGAUGCAAGAGUCUGAAGCUGCGCGUGCUGCUGGUGGUGAUAGUGAGCCACUCACACAGGUGGACGAGCUAAUUAAUUUUCGGCAGCUCCGCGGCAAGAAGGCUUUGGGCUCGACUGACAUUGAUAUUGAUGAUGGUGCGGACAUUAAUCGAGCCCUUGGUCAACAAGGUGACGACUCUAAUGAGUAUGCUGGAGCUAUGCGGCACGUGCACCAGCUAACAGGUUUUGCAGAUCCCGUGUACGCCGAAGCGUACGUCACGGUGCAUGACUACGACAUCUUGCUGGAAAUUUUAGUGGUUAAUCGCAUUCCCCAAACGCUAACAAACCUUACAGUGGACCUGUCCACGAUUGGUGACCUUAAGCUUGUAGAGCGCCCUCAGCCGCAAACCAUAGGACCGCUUGACCAGCGCACGAUUCGUGCCAACAUCAAAGUAAGCUCUACGGAAACCGGCCACAUUUUUGGCAACAUUGUGUACGACUCGGCUUCAGGAGCUGAGAAGACAUACGUAAAUUUAAAUGACAUCCACAUGGACAUAAUGGACUACAUCAAGCCAGCCACGUGCACGGAUUCUGCCUUCCGUUCAAUGUGGGCUGAAUUUGAAUGGGAGAAUAAAGUGGCGGUGAACACAGACCUAUCGAAUGUGUUUGAGUUCCUUCAGCACGUGGUCGACAAGACAAAUAUGCGCUGCAUGACCCCGACAGCAUCCCUAGGUGGAGAUACGAAUUUCUUAGCAGCCAAUCUGUAUGCUAAGAGUGUAUUUGGCGAAGAUGCUCUCGUUAAUCUCAGCGUAGAAAAGCAGGAUAAUGGUCGCAUUGCUGGGUAUAUCCGCAUUCGCAGCAAGACUCAAGGAAUUGCACUCAGUUUGGGCGAUCGCAUCACAGCUGUCCAGCGCGGCAAAGAUGACCAGAGCAAGCGGAAAAAGUUACUCGUCUAG